AUGCGCUCCCGUUUCGUUUCCACCUCGCUUCUGUUCCUUCGCCCUCUCUCUCAACCCCUAGGAUCAUCCGCCUUCAUCCCAUCCUUGCCGCCUCUUGGGACGACCAUACCCGACUCUUCCCUCCUUCAUAGGACUUGUUUCUCGGGCUUACUCUGGAAUCCACGCCUAUGGCAACCCUCCAGGGCUUUCACGAGUGACGAGGGGAAGGGUGGUGGAAGCCGGGACGACGGGGAUGGUAAUGGCUCCUGGAGGUUCAGCAGUGACGAUGAUCGUGACGUCGCUGGUCUGUUUGGGAAGCCAGGUGAGGAUGCCGCGGGUAGCCUCUCCGGCAUUGACGGCGACGUCGGUGGCCCCCGUCCAGGGGCCGUUAAAGGUAUGGGUGACUCGUGGCUCGGGGAGGCCCCAAAUGUCAAGGGGGAUAUAUUUCAGGCGAUCGACGGGGAACGCCAGUCGAAAAGCCGAGGAGCUUUAAGUGAUCAUGAUGACGAGUGGAAGACUGCAGAAGGAUACAAGCCGUGGGGGUUCGACGAGGAUGAGGGUAAAGGAGAAGCUUUUGCGUUUGGGGAAGAGCAUGGAGAGAUUGACGGAAUCGGGGGUGGCGAUGAAACGGAAACAGAGAAGGUAAAGGCGGAGCAGCUUAGACAACUGGAGAAGGAAGAACAGGAGCUUCUUAGCACAUUGAAAGGUCAGCCAUUCUAGUAUCGCUUUGCCAUAAUUUCAAAUAAUCCGCCAAAAUCAACAUCAAAAGGCAUACUGCUGUAGUUUUUUAGCUGACCUGUAACCAGAGAAAUGAGUCGAUAUUUUUUUCACAAUUUUUCCCUACUUCUUUUUGACUUUCUUAUAGAGGCUAAUUCGCUAUCUACUCUAUUAUUUUGCCAGGCAUAUGAUCUGUUAUUGGUUUCUGCUUGCAAUUUUAUUUCAGUUUUUUAAGUAUCUGAUUAUUCCAGUAUUAGACAUGAAACACAUCUCUACACUCUUUUGAAAUGUUAUUUAGAUGAUUUUUUUAAAUUUUAUUUGGAUGAUUGUUUCCAUUUAUUUUCAGAACGUGCAUGAUCAUCUGUAGAAGUUGUUUCAUAUUUAGUCUUAUUUCAUAAAAUUUUAUAAUUUGAAAAUAUGUUCACUCAAAUAGAAUGGGACGCAACUUAUUAUUGUAGUUGUAUGAUCAAGUCUUUGGUUCUACAUUUGCUUGACAUAACCAUGUUAUAGAUGUAUAUAAUCAGACUAAACAUUAUUAUCAAAAAAUGAUUAAAUUUAGGAUGGCUAAUGGCUCGGCUUCUUACUGUUUGAGACAGAUGUCUUUUGUAAAAACCAUUCAUGUAGUUUGGGUUGGCAAGGCAUAAAAUCUGAGUGCUACCAUGAUAUAGUAUCGGAGUUAAGUGAAUUCAAAUUAUUGAUAUUAAGUACGAGGCUCCCUAGCUGUUCUACAGAUCCGUCAUAACUAAUAGAUGUGAAGACUUGAAAUUGAAUGCUUUUCAUGGGUAGUAAUUCUUAAUACCUCCUUACCUGAGCCAUUGAAACUUUUGGUGAUCCAAAUCUAAUCAAUCUUCAAUUUUCUUUUUUUGAAAAACAUCAUUAGCAAGGUUGAUCCUAUGUGAUGCGAUUGUGACCUGUCUCUAAACAAUUGAGUUCUUCAAUCGCCUCGAGGAAGUCUUUGAAGAAAUUUCGCACUUGUAUUGAAGUAUAAGACCCUAACAAUGCACCAGCCAACACAAAGAAAAGGUUGGUAAUUUAAUUUGAAUGCUCCACAUAAUCGAAAAUUGAGCAGUCGAUUAAGCUUCAACUUUGUGUACGGUGAUUUGUUUUAAUCAGCGUGAUGAAUAUAAGAGGUUAUGGAGACAGUAUGGUAGUUUACCUUGUGAAUAUAGGUAUCUACAUGAUGUACAUUAAAGGGGAAUUUUAUCUGGUUAAAUGGAGGUUGACAUCUAAUAUUUUAUUUUGCAAGGUUAUGUUUAAACUAGGGCAGUAAAGAGUAUUUUUCUUUCAACUUUUCGCCAAGAAGAUGGCAACGUGUAAAGUACAAAUUCAUUUUUUUCUUGAAUUUAUGUUGGAUACUGAUUAGCUUAAAACUUCUUAUAUUCAUGAUACUAAGAGGACUUAUCUAAACCUUUCAAGUUCGGAAGAAAUGUGUGAGUAAUGCUGAAGUUUUCAUCAGGAAAUUUGAAGCUUUGUAUCAUCUAAUUAGUAGUGGUUUGGCCACCAUUCGUUGAGCAUUAAAGUGGAUCCCAAGUUCAGUUACGUCCAUCUGUCUGAAGUAUGUCGGACUUGGAAAACCAUUAGAGCCCUUUUAGUAAAUAAUGUGACAAAAAGCAAGAAAGUUACAGCGGUGGGUUAUCUGAUGUUGUUUGAGUAACCAUCUCUCUUGAGGUUAGAGCGACGGGAAUAGUAGAGUCUGGUUAGUUUUUUGUGUAGUCCAUCCCUCAUUUAGUCUGUACUUACAUGUGAGCAGGCAGUGGCGGUGAUUAACUAUUAUACAGUCUGCUUCGAAGACCCCUAAUUACCUAAGGGCUAUUCAGGUCGAGAGACUGAUAACCUGCCUGCCAUGCAAAAUAUUUGUGGGGCAUCUUUCAGUCAGAUAUUUUUCUAUCAAUACCUGAUGGUCGCUGUCAAUACGUAUGCUCUGUAGUUUGUAAAGGGCCGCACAAAUCAAGUUUUGAGAAUGUGACUUGGAUUACCUAUAUGGAACAUGAUUUUAGGCCUCAUCCUGUGUUUAUGGUCCCACUUGUAAUCUUUUUGGCACAAGGGCUGAGGCAUUGACCCUGCGCCUGGAGAAGUAUAGUGGAUGGUGCUUUAGACAACACUGUGGGUCAUCUAGGCUUGUGGAAAGUAUUGGGCAUUUUAUAGACUAUGGCUUUUGAAGAUAUCUCACUGGGUAGUUUGCUUCGGUUCUACUGUUUUUGGGGAAUAAAAUUUAUUGGCUGCCAGAGGAUUCAUACAACAUCGAAAAUUGUGUUUAUGCUUCUCUGCAUUUGAUUUCAUUGCUGUAACACAUUUUAUGUAAUUAAUGAUCCAGUACAAAAUCAUCUUCGGGUCAGUGCUUGUGUUUCAGACGUGUUAGAAAAGACUUUAAUAGAGAUUUGUGAAAGACCCAUGGCUUAUGCAUUCUCUCCUUUCGUAUUUUCUGGUGACUUUCACGGUUACCUGUAUGUUGCAACAACUUGCUUUCACCCUUUUGCAUUCCCAUGGAGUGAGAUAUUUUAUCUUAGCAUAAGACAGGAGGAUAUGUGGAAGCACAAUAGAUGAUGUUGAAGAUUAAAUUAAUGUCAGCAUACAAUAUCAUCUCUUUAAUGUUAUUCAGGAUUAUUUCCUUUUCUUUAUUGAGGUUAUUUUUUCGUCCGUGUAUGCUCUUCUUUCUCCACUAACUAUGAAUUUUGAGUGUCACAAAUGCUUAAAUAUCUGAUAAUAUCUUUUAUGUGAGGACUGAAGUUUACACAUACUAUGACUCGUGGCAAGGCAAGUCUGAUAAUAUCUGGUAUUUAAUACUCUUACGUUGCAGGUCCAAAUAGGGCGUUUGGUGACCUCAUUUCCGCAUCAGGAGUUACAGAGGAGAUGAUUGAUAGUUUGAUUCUAUUGAAGGAUCUUAGAGGUGUUCAAGGGUUGCCUUCUCUCAGAGAAAUAGAAGAUAUGAAAUUGGCAAAGGAUGAUGCUCCUUCAGCUAGAUUUGAAAUGGAGCGCAAGAAACAAGAGGAAGUUGCUAAAGCGCGAGUUAGACAGGUUGAUGAAAAGGGAAGGGCAUAUGGAACUGGCAGAAGGAAAUGCAGUAGUGCUCGCGUUUGGAUUGAACCUGGAGAAGGAAAGUUCAUCGUCAAUGACAAGCAAUUUGACAUUUAUUUCCCUAUUAUUGAUCACCGUGCUGACCUCCUUCGUCCAUUCACUUCUACGAAGACAUUGGGUCUUUUUGAUGUAAACUGCACUGUGAAGGGAGGGGGCAUCUCAGGUGCGUCAUCUAUGUAGUACUCUUUUUGUUUUCGUUGGUUAUCAUGGCAUUUCUUGUGCCCUGUGUUGGAUGGGCAGCUCACGGUGCUCGCUGGCUUAGAUGAACAUUAAGCACUAUACUGAUCCUUUCAGCCAUUUUCUACUCACCAACUGCGGCCUGCUUACAUGCAAUUGAAAAUUAUGAUCGCUUGUCGCCCUAAUUCUUGAAAAUGGUAGCCUAGUGUACCUGUUGUUCCUGUUCUAUCCGUCUUUCAACAGCCCUUAUUCGCUGUGAAGGCAAUGCGGUUGCAUCCACCUCCGUGCUUGCAUUCAGCAUUGAGCUUCUAGCUCAUCUUUAUUGAUUUUCUUUUUUCUUUCAAAGGGGUACCUAUUUUCCCUGUGACUGAAAUCAUCUGCAAAUCGUCGUGCAUUCGUUAUGUGUUCACAUGCAUGUUUUUUUUGUUUAUCAAUUGCUCUUAUUGCAUUCAUUGUUUCUUGAACGUCGAAGAAGCAGUCAUCUCUUAUCUCAUUUUUUUAGCUGUAGUUCAUUUGUGAUGGGUGUUUUACAGUGUUAUCAUCACCCAAUGUAGGUCAAGUUGGAGCCAUUCGUCUAGGAAUCAGCCGGGCGCUGCAGAACUUUGAACCAGGGCUUCGUGAAAAUCUUAGAUCAGGUAAGCUUUUGGGUUAGCCAAAAAAGCUCUAUUUAUUCAUAAAAUUUCUCUCCUGUGCAUGCAUGAAAUCCUGCCCAUCUCAAGUGACGAAACACAUGAGGCACAUGAGGCAAGACAUGUGCCUAUAUGUUCUUUGUGCCUUACAAUUGCUCCUACCUUACGUGUCUCCCCUCAAUUGGCCGUUUCAGCUGGGUUCUUGACGAGGGAUCCCCGCGCUGUCGAGAGGAAAAAGCCAGGCAAAGCUAAGGCAAGGAAGAGUUUUCAAUGGGUCAAGCGAUGA
Spirodela intermedia is the source of this 4863-nucleotide messenger RNA. NCBI's taxonomy places the organism in Eukaryota, Viridiplantae, Streptophyta, Magnoliopsida, Alismatales, Araceae. The record is from the annotation of a GenBank genome assembly.